Cavenderia fasciculata is the source of this 2160-nucleotide messenger RNA. RefSeq lists its product as uncharacterized. The transcript has 5 exons. The coding region runs from base 1 to 2160 and encodes 719 amino acids. NCBI's taxonomy places the organism in Eukaryota, Evosea, Eumycetozoa, Acytosteliales, Cavenderiaceae. The record is from RefSeq and is a predicted model, not a curated record.
AUGGUUGACAGUAUCGUUGCACAACAAACAACUGUAUCUGUUGCCAAGACCCCAAAGGUUCAAGAGGUUCCAAAGAUUCCGAAUCCCCAAAGAGACAAUAUAAGAUUUGGACCAACCCCAGUCGAUGGAAGUGGGAGCAAAGGUGGUUCAUCAUUAUGUAUUAUCCAUACUUUGAAUGAAUCAACAACAUUAGAAUAUUCUUCUUCUUGUUACUCAAACACAAAUAGAAUAAUGGAUAAGAAAUAUAUCAUAUUAUUGUUUAAGAAUAUAUACUUGAGAGAACAAGUUAAAAAGUUCUUUCCAAAACCUGACUUGGUCGAAGGUUUAAGAGUGUAUCGUUAUGAUCAUUGGCAUACUGCUAAUCAAAUGUUGGAGUAUGGUUAUGGUGGAUUGUUACUCGACAAGAUCAACAGAGGUAUUGUCGUUCCUUUUCAAGGCAACCAAGCUAUCGAGUUGAUAUGUGAAAAGGUAACAGACUAUGACAUGUUUAUGCAGUUUUACAACCUCAAAAGGGAUGCAUUUCUGUCAAAACAUCUCGUAUCGUGUGCAAUCAAAGGUGGAAAUGUCAGAAUUGUACAGACUCUUCUUGACCAGAUCACUCCAAUGACAGUCUGCACAGACAAUGCCUAUGUUAUGGCUGUCUAUCAUGGUCGACUCGAUGUGCUAAAGUUGUUGAUUGAAAGAAAGGUUGAAUAUUGUGCUGGUGACAUAUCUCGAAGCCUACAACUGUUGGAUUCAGGCUGGACAUCCAAUGACCUAUCUUGCUAUGGUCUCCGACUCGACACCCUAACGAUUCGAGACGCCACCGAUGCCAUGGCAGCAUUCAACUUUCUCAAAAACAGUAAACAAUUCAAAUCAAUACCCGAUGUCUUCAACCAAGGUCCAGACUUUAAUGAACGCAAAGGCAACUUUGGUCCAUUUGUACGAUACGAAGAGUUUCUGAAAAGACAUCCCCACAUGCUUGACAACAGACCCUACCUCACUGAAUACAUUCGGUUGUUGCAGUCUGGUUCAAGUUUUGGCCGUUCAAAGCUUCAGCGCAUCAAACACGAGCUAUCCGAUCCCAAACUCAAUAUUCAAGAUUUACUUAAAGAUAAAACGACAAAAUGGUAUAAAAUACGAGCAUUAAUCAAAUGCGGGAGUUUGGAUGAUAUGCCUGCCAUCAUUCGCAGCAUCGAUAUUGGUGGACCCGAGGUGUUUGACGAAGCAGUUUCUCGAAAAGAUGAAAAUGCACAUUUGGUGGUUGAACUGUUACUCAGCAGUGGAAUGAGUAUCCCCCAACCUUGGCGUCGACGUAAAGUGGAUUCGGAUAAAACUUGGGAUCUUCUCGAACCACUUUUACCACAUGGAUCUGAAAGAGAACCACAGAGAGACUCCUCGAAUCAUUAUGUAGACAAUAGAAAAGAAUCAAGCAGAAGAGCAAAUGUCAUUUGCAAAUGUAUGUCAUUGGAAUUGUUUUUCGUACAUUGCCGUCAAUACACCAAAUACUCUCAAUAUGACCAUGAUCAUUUGUAUAGCGUCAUUACAAAUGGAAGUGCCCAAAGUUUGGAAUUUGUAAAGUCAAUAGUACAACAUCCAAAAUUUCCAACCAAAGAGUCAAUUUGUCUCACCAAGAUUGCAUCAUCUGGUUCGAUUCUAAUGAUUGAUUAUUUCAAGUCAUUGUAUCCAUUAUGUUAUACCGAUCGUGCACAUUCACGUGCUCUCUUGGAAUCAGGACAAGUAGAUGUACUCAAACAUUAUAUCACCAAACAACCAAAAUUGAAACGUAUUCUUAGCGGUCUUGUCACUCGAGCAUAUAUCAAGUAUCUCUUGACAGAAAACCAUAUGGAGAUGUUUCUAUACCUUUUGAAAAAGGGGUAUUUGGAAUAUUACAAUGGUCUUCAAUCAACGUCUGCAUAUAAAAAAGAUCCAAUUUGGAAAGGUAUUAUUUUAUUUGCAAAGGAUCGUUAUAAUAAUCCUCAAGAAACAGAUGAUGAUGAUGAUGAUGAAGAAGAUGAAGAUGAAGAAGAAGAAGAGGAGGAGGAAGAGGAUGAAGAGAAAGAGGAAAUCAUAAAGAUACAACCAAAAAGAAAAAAGCCAGAAGCAAAGCAAGAACCAAACGGCACCACUAAAACAAAAAUGAAGAAGAUUGAACAACCAAAAAAGAAAUCAAAGAAAUAA